AUGAUAAUCGCAGUAGAUUCUGAUAAGCCGUUCCCAAUCAACCAAUAUCUAAAUAACCCUGAGAAUGUACUAGUAUUAGAUGGUGGUCAAGGUACCGAAUUAGAAAGGAGAGGAUUAAAUAUAAACCAUUCGUUGUGGUCUACAUUACCUUUUUUGGAAAAUUCAGCAUGUUCUAAAGAUAAUAAAUACUUGCAAGUCAUUAAGGAUAUGUAUGUUGAUUUCAUUAAUAACGGGUCUAACGGUUUAAUGACAUUAACUUACCAAUCAAGCUAUGCUAGCUUGAUAAAGUAUAGUGAUGGUAGAAUCAAUAAUUUAUCGGAGUAUACUGCAUUUUUGAAUUCAAUCGUGGACUUUGUAUAUAGCAUAUUGAAGGAACAAGGCACAGUCAAUGGCAAACCUCUAUAUUUGCUUGGGAGCAUUGGGCCAUAUGCUUCAUACUUAUCCAAUGGAUCGGAAUAUACAGGUAAUUAUAACAUUAACGACGAUCAUAUAGAUUUUAUCAACUAUUAUAGCCCACAGUUAAGUAAUUUCAUUGAAAAUGACAAAAUCGACUUGAUUGCAUUCGAAACUAUUCCCAAUUUUCAAGAAUUCUCCAGUAUUUUAUCGUUAAAAUUCCUGAACCAUUUCAUACCAUUACACGAAAAGGGUCUAAAACCAUUUUUUAUUUCUAUUACUGUUGAUGAUGAAACUGGCAACCUUAGAGCUGGAACCACUUAUAGCGAACUCUGCAAUUAUAUCAUCAAAUUUGUCACAGAAAAUGCCAAGGAAAAUCAUGAGCAUAUCAUUCUAUCCUCUUUGGUUGGAUUUGGUAUGAACUGUUUCGCCAAAAAGAACUCUGUUGAAUUUUUAAACAAGUACAAUAGUUAUCUAAAGGAACAUUAUCCCCCUGAGUUUAGAAACAAUUCUAAUGUAAAGUAUUUUAACGUCAUAUACCCUAAUAGUGGAGAAGUUUAUGAUGGUCAAACACGUACCUGGAGUCACUCUGAUAAUGAUGAUAUCCACAACUAUAGCUGGUCCAAUUUGGUUGAGAAUUUUGUCAAUGUUCAGCACUGUAAAAUCAUUGGUGGGUGCUGUAGAACUACUCCUGGUGAUAUAAAAGAAAUCUCAACAGCUAUAAAUGUUGUUGUUGCUGCUGCUGCUGAUGUUGAAUAA
Molecule: messenger RNA, 1152 nt
Organism: Saccharomycodes ludwigii
Lineage: Eukaryota; Fungi; Ascomycota; Saccharomycetes; Saccharomycodales; Saccharomycodaceae
Exons: 1
Coding region: 1-1152 (383 amino acids)
Biological process (GO): S-methylmethionine cycle
Molecular function (GO): S-adenosylmethionine-homocysteine S-methyltransferase activity
Source: RefSeq, a predicted model, not a curated record